Helobdella robusta is the source of this 162-nucleotide messenger RNA. RefSeq lists its product as hypothetical. NCBI's taxonomy places the organism in Eukaryota, Metazoa, Annelida, Clitellata, Rhynchobdellida, Glossiphoniidae. The annotation marks the transcript as partial. The transcript has a single exon. The record is from RefSeq and is a predicted model, not a curated record.
GAAAGAACAAGAGGGCAUCAAAAAAAGUUACUUUACAGGUCUUUCCCACCAAGAUGUCAGAAAAUAUUUUUUAACAAUGAAGUUGUCGCAGACUGGAAUAGACUUCCACAAUCCUUGAUUGACUCUCCAAAUAUGUGUGUUUUUAAAUCUCGUUUGGAUUUG